AUGCAACAGGAUACGCAAUAUUCGCUAAGAGAGAGAGGAGGUAUUCUCACUCUCUCUUCUUUCACCUUUACCCUCUUUGACGUUUUUACUGUUUGGAUGCCACCUAAAAGGAGGAAACUUUUGGGACAGCGCACGGCAGCUGCCACCGCUGCUAGAGCAGCGAGGGCGAGUGAAACCCCUGAACAGACUUCUUUGCGUCUUUCACAGAUGGCCUCGAGCUCAGCUGCUUGCUUAUCCAUGGAAAGCGCCGCUGCGCAGACUGAAAGGUUGGCUUCAACUAUGUCCUCACGCCGUGCCAGGCUUUCAGUUGAAGAACGUUCACUUCAGAAUUCACAGGGCGCAGUCCGCGUGGCUAGGUUGAGGGCUUCACAGUCCCCAGCACAGAAAACCCUUCGUCGUUUGCGUGAUGCCAUCGUCAAAGCUUGCUCCAGGAGUUUAGAAAGCCCUGAACAAACAACUUCACGUCGUCAUAGGAAUACUAGGGCUACAGCCGCCUCUAGAGCUUUGGAACAACCUCGAGAAACUGCUCAUCGUCGCUUUAGAAAUGCCCUGUCCACCGCAUCUGCCAGAGCCUUAGAAAGCCCUGCACAGACCACUGUUCGUCGCGUUAGAAAUGCCCGCUCUACUGCAUCUGCCAGGGUUGCAGAAAACUCUGAAGUACGCCGUCAGCGGCUCAAAAACAUUAGCUCAUUUCGAGCUUCUUUGAAUGGCGUAACUUCGCCUGUUGUCAUCGAUGCAGACAGACGGCCUCACGGUGAGCAUGAGCGUCGCUUCAAUGCUCCUGUAUGUAAUGAAAUUGCCGCAGUCAUCCACGGUGAGGAGCAUAACAGCUGUGACAUUGUCAUAAAAAUACCGGGCGGUGGUCUGCGCCGCAUCAGUGAAACCCACGUUCAUACGACUGUCUCCAGUACCCACUUCUUUUCCAUACGGAAGCGAUGGGUACCACUUCAAAAUCCCAAUAUGCCAGGCAAGCAGCGAUUCCAUGUCGACCUCAAAGACAGUCUCCUGUAG
Messenger RNA from Acanthosepion pharaonis, 1011 nucleotides. The record is from the annotation of a GenBank genome assembly. Lineage: Eukaryota; Metazoa; Mollusca; Cephalopoda; Sepiida; Sepiidae.